Austrofundulus limnaeus is the source of this 3187-nucleotide messenger RNA. RefSeq lists its product as uncharacterized. Gene Ontology annotation, biological process: regulation of telomere maintenance via telomere lengthening; telomere capping. The record is from RefSeq and is a predicted model, not a curated record. Gene Ontology annotation, cellular component: shelterin complex. Lineage: Eukaryota; Metazoa; Chordata; Actinopteri; Cyprinodontiformes; Rivulidae. Gene Ontology annotation, molecular function: telomeric repeat DNA binding. The transcript is spliced from 7 exons. The coding region runs from base 141 to 2141 and encodes 666 amino acids.
UGGUCACGUCAGUUACUAGCCGCUACAUGUCCUGCUGCGCUGGAAGAAUAUGGGGGUGAGAUGGGGGUCCCUGUCUCAUUCAUGAACGGAAGCAGGUUCACUUUUGUCCGCAGAUCGUCUUUGCGACAGAGAGGAGCCAGAUGGAAGGAAGAGAGCUGSAGGAAGAGGAUGGACGCUUCCGAAGGUCUCCAAAGUUUCCGGUGUGGAUCAUUGAGCACAUCUGGGCUCACAAGAUGAUGGACAUACAAGAAGUCGUCGACCCCUCCAGCUGGCCAGAUGUGGACUCCCAGCCUCUGAGCCUCGAAGACUCGUGGAGGCUGCGCGUCGUCUCCGCUCAAGUUUACUCCAUCGUGAAAAACAGGGACAUGAAGAACUACGAGAGAGUGAUGGGGUUUUUGGACGCCACCUACAGACUUCUGCCCAGACUUGUGCGCGCCAUCAAACACAUGAAGAUCAUGUUUGGACUCAAGACGAUGGUAAUCAUGUGGAUGCUAAAAGAGGGCAAAGGAAUGAUCGACACUGUGUCUAAAGUUGGACACUUCUUCCCAAACAAACUACCUCAAUACCAGGAUCAAUGUAGUCAACGUGAAAUGUUCCUGAUGAGGAAGAACCACGUCGACUUCAAGAGUUUUGCACAAACACUCGCUCUGAACAAGAACAGACUAGAAGAAUAUAUGAAGAAUCAAAUGGAGGAGCAGUACGGGGAACAUUAUGCUCAGAAAGUCGAGGACAGGCUGCUGCACUAUCUGCAGGAGCUGGAGUCUGCUCUGCCAGGAGACACCUACAUCGAUAAGAUUCUGAAGAAACACAGUCCUGUGACGGAGGAGGAGAAGUUACUUUUGGACGUAAUAACGUCCGACUCUACGACUAUCGCAGCAACUCUGAGGAAACUGCUGCACUGCGACGUUGCCAUCCGUCGUCCAGAAGCUGAAGUCUCUCAGCUCUCUAAGUCAUCUCUGUGUGGGAGCCCUGCAGAGUCAGAACAGAGUCCCCUCUUGUUGGAGAAUGAAAACAGUUCAGAAGUUCGAGAAGGGCAGCAGCCAGAGGACGAGGCUGAAAGAACCCUGGAGGACAGGAGAAAUGAAAAAGAGGAAGAGUUGAGUCAGAGAGGCCGAGGCGGUGGUAAAGAGGUCUCCUCCUCGCCUCAGUUCUGCUCCAGACACCAGCGCUGGGUGAAGAACAUCCUGCGAGGAUGUCUGGAUGAAUGCUCCGAGGAGCUGCUGUAUCAAACUGGUGGUUCCUCGUCUCCUGUGUUGUUCCAGUCGUCUUCCUCCGCCUCUUUAUCACCAGACCUGACCCCGUCUGACCUCGUCCCCUCUCUUACUCGUCAGCCACCUUCACAGACCUCCACCAGUUCACAGGCAUCAAAAACCUCAAACCCGGGACARAGAAGUAGCUCAGGAUCUCCUGGAGCAAACGAUCCGUCUCAAAGAGAACCUCCAACAAAAAACACUCCACYUCUGCUGUCACCGGUGGUCCGACUGGUGGACAUCGCCUCCUUCUGGAGGAGACACCAACACGUUUCUUCUAAUCCUGCGACUGUUUUCAUUCCUGAACAAACAUCUCCUCUGUCACUCCGCUGUGAAUCGGGAAGCAAAGACUCCGUGUCUGUUUUAGCAGAAACUCGCCCAAACGUGCAAACGUCGUCUGUAACUCGGGAUGUAUCUGAGCAGAGCAGCCGUCAGCCACCGACUCAACAAACCUGGUCCAAACUGUCACUGAAGUUCAGACGGGCUUGUGCCGGCAGCAGAGCUUCACAGUCUCCUCAACAAGUCGACCAUCAGAACUCGGACAAACCUCAUCCUGAGACACACGACACCAAACCCGCCUCGUGUCUCCCGGUCUCGUCCUCCAGCUCGUUGCAGCCUUACGUGAGACUCACCCGACUGAGCGUCCAGGAGUGUCAGCGAGCGACUGAAGGCAGAGCCUCCACCGGAUGGGAAGAGGCCGACCGACGGACAAAUCAGACGCAGGAUUCUUCUUUUGGAGAACCUUCUUCGAGCAGCGAGUGGGAGGACUGGACUUCUUCGAGCAGCGACUGGGAGAACUGGGCUGAUCCCGACCCUGAUUACCGACCUCACGUUAAUAAGAAAAGACUUCUGUUGGAGUACGAGAGCGCACGGACACUAAAACAAACAUGAGAGCRUGGGAACGUGUUUACUGUAAUCUGAAUUUUUACUGAUGACUGAAAGAGACGUGUCAGUAUGUUGACACAAAUCAUUUUAGUACAGAUGUUUUGGGUUUAUGGAUCCAGAAAACAUCUUUACAAUGUCAAAAUGAACAGAAGGAAACAUUGACAAAGUUAGCUGCACUGAAACUUUUACUCUACAUUUUAAUAAAGAUAGUUUGGGAAAGUAGCUAUUACAAUUUGUGACUGACAAUACCCAACACAGCUUGUGUAAAAAAUGUUUUUUUUAGGCUGUGGGUGGCACAACGGAGCAGUAGUUACAGCUGUCAGAAUCAAUGCAAAUAAGUGUUUUAUAAUGUAGAAAAACAACCAGGAGAUUUCUUAAAUGUACUUUGUUUCAUAAAAAUGUGACAUAGUGGUUAAAAUGAACAUUUUUGCAGAAAAUUUGACUGAACUGAGCAGAGAGAUAUUCAACAUACAAAAACUAUUAAAACCAGCUGCAUGUUUCUUUAUUUAGUUUAUAUAAAUCAUUCUAGAUACAAACUUUUAUGUAACUCGGACAUCAUAGAUCAUAGAUCCACUGUAGAAACAUUAUUAAACUUAUUUUUUAAAUAAAGGCGGCCUCGUGUUUUAGAAAAGAAUAAGAGAAUACUUAGUCUAGUUCUGUGAUCAGCCCAACAUGUGAGGGACUUAAAAUAAAAUUUAAAAAAAAGAACAAGAGAGGAAAAUUACUAAAAGUCAACACUGAGGUCAACAGAACCCUCCUUUGCCUCUUUAUCUCUGCAAACGUAUUUGCUCAGAGGAAUUGAAUGGUCCAGCCUCUGGAGGUGGAGGUCACCUGAGGACACCAGCUUCUGGAUUUUGACCCCGGUAUUGAUCAGGAAAUGUAACCUUGAACGGAACAGCUCCUCCCCAAAAAAAGAGUUAAACACUGAUGGAGUUACAUGUUCAGCGGCUCGUUUGAGUUUUGCAGAAACUGAUUAUAUAAUGAGAUUUUCAACCAUGUCUGGGGUUUACAGAAACAAAAAUGAAAAUAAAAAAUCUAAAUAAUGCAGUGUA